Molecule: messenger RNA, 3270 nt
Organism: Hypanus sabinus (Atlantic stingray)
Lineage: Eukaryota; Metazoa; Chordata; Chondrichthyes; Myliobatiformes; Dasyatidae
Product: left-right determination factor 2-like
Exons: 4
Coding region: 666-1769 (367 amino acids)
Biological process (GO): SMAD protein signal transduction; BMP signaling pathway
Cellular component (GO): extracellular region
Molecular function (GO): transforming growth factor beta receptor binding; growth factor activity; cytokine activity
Source: RefSeq, a predicted model, not a curated record
CGUUCCAGAGUGUGUAGUCAAUAGUGUGUCCGUUCCAGAGUGUGUGUAGUCUAGGCAGCAACUGUAGUGCCCCUGUGCCACGGCUAUCUGUCACAAGUCAGGGCAGACCUGGGGACUGCCUGGAUUUACCCGUUCCUUGAUAAACCCACAUCAACCACCAGCAUAAACCCCUCUGUAAUGUUUGUCUUGAUGAGGCCGGGGUAGGGAGUGAACCUAAUCUCUAAUGGGCACACCGGUCUAAUACAAAUUAAUAGUAGGUGUGCAGUUGGAUAAACUUUUGGCAGCUGCCAUGGUGUUUGUUUUAUUGAAAAUCUACUGGAUUUUCAGCCUCAUUAAUCUGCCCCACAGAAAGUGGAAAAGGAACCUGUGAUUGAGUUAAUCCUGGAGGAUUUCUGCAGAGGGUGAAAAAUAUCAGUCAUGUUGCUUUGAGUGGAGGGCGUUGCAGUGUUAAAACUCCUGCCUCUUUGAUGUCCCAGUGCCUCCUUUCAACUUUUGUGUAUCCGGCACUGUCUGGAAGGAGGAGAUGAGUGGGCCGACUCUCCCUUUAAAUACAGCAAGCCAUUCUAUCUGCCAGUCAGUCUGUCAACAGUGCUUUCACCAGCAGCUCUCCUUGGGGCUGUGCUCAACUGGAACUUUAAAGGAAAAUCCUGCCUGCUAUUGAAGAAAUGCCUGGAGUCUGGAAUGUGGUGUGUCUGUGCUGCUCCCUCUGGAUGGUACUGGCUGGCUGUGACCCUCAGCAACACCAACUCCAGCACACAUUUAAGGACACGGUUCUCAGGAAGCUGGGGCUCCUCGAGGAGCCACGCCUGACCAAGAGGGACCUGGAGAAGGUGGUGGUGCCAACACCUCUCCGGAACAAGUACAUGUCCAUGCUGAAGCUGCACAAGGAGAAGGAGAGGAAGCGGAGAGCCCUGCCCAGCCUGGCCGGCAUCUUGCGAGGAGUUCCCGGGAACUCGGACACCACCGGAGACGUGCUGUACUCGGACCCCACCCGGCAGAAGCUGGUUUUCGACAUGAAGGGGCUGAUCCCGGACAACAGCGAGGUGACCAUGGCAGAGCUCAAGCUCUUCAAGAAGGGCGUCCACAAGGGGGAGCUCCCACCCAGGAAACACAGCCCGCCAGUCAACAACGCCAGGGUCAGUGUGUACUGGGUCAAGACCCUGGCCGACGGCACCAACAGCACCUCACUCAUAGACUCCAGGCUGGUCCCCAUCCUCGAUUCCGGUUGGAAGAUGUUCGAUGUCACCCAAGCUGUCCACUACUGGCAGAACACUAGGGAGCUCCAGAUGUACCUGGAGGUGUGGAUCGAAGCUGAGCGGCCGGGCAGACACGCAGCCGAGCUUGCCAGGUUCGUCCGCUUCACGUCCCAGGAUCCCACUGACCGGAUGCUCGGAAAACCAGAGCUGCUUCUCUACACUCUCAACUUCAGUGAAUAUGGUGCUGCCGGUGACUGUGGGGGAAGCCCGACUCAGAGGAGUGGGACAUGCUGCAGGCAGGAACACUUCAUCAACUUCCGGGAGCUGGAGUGGACCCAGUACUGGAUCAUCGAGCCCCCCGGCUACCAGGCCUUCCACUGCGUUGGGGGUUGCAAGCAGCCACAGUGGCCCUUCGUCUAUGGAGAGAGGAGCUGUGUGGCGGUGGAGAGUGCCUCGCUUCCCAUGAUGUACCUGGUGAAGAAGGGCGACUACACGGAGAUCGAGGUGGCUGAGUUCCCCAACAUGAUCACUGAGAAGUGUGGCUGCAGCACCGACAACAUCUCAGUCUUAUAGCCAGAUGGGACGGUGCCAUUCUUUCACCCUUGACACCACCCCGCUGCCCUACUUCCCCUGUAGGCCUGGCUGACUAUGUCACCAUGGUUACCGGUGGCUCUCCCACCUCUCCAGUGGUCAUGCCAGCUGGAAGGACAGAGGGUUUAAGCCAGGGAGGGUUGUUGAGCUUCCCCUCUAAAGUGGAGUGUUUUUCAUUUGGAGGUGUGGAACUGCCUCAUCAGAUCUGCCUCCUUCAGUCAGACUCUGCAGGAGAGUUGGCAUUCCUGGAAGAUGCUAGAUUUGGGGGUGGCUGACUUACUCCUCAGCUGAACCACGCUGGUGUGGAUACUGGAGAAAGCACAAGAUAUCAAACGUUCCUGCUUUGGAUUGGUCAGACAGUGUGGGUUUUAAGUAAGCAGUCUCACGCUUACACUUCUGUUGGCUUUACACACUCAUUAACCUUAACUUGCCAGGGCAACAGUUAUUCAGAUUCCUGCCCAAUUGUGGGUCCACUGAUUUUAGGGCCCUGCCCUUGGCCCAUGAGUCAGGACACUGAAAAACAACAGCACUGUCUGAUACCUUGAACUGUGUCACAAACACCCCAUGUAAAGGGAACUCAGCCCCAAUGUGGGAAGCACUUAAUGACACUGCACAGCAUUUUGUUUCAGCAGCGGUAUUCACUACACAGACAUUGAACACUUGGGGGGGGGGGGAGGGAUGCUUAGCUUUGUGCGUGGGGUUUGGAGUUACAAGUGUCGGGGUACAGGACCAGACUGGCUGGGGUUAAGGUGAGCUUCUCUAUGUCCGUCUAGUAUUGACCUGGUGAUUGUACAGGGAGAGUGUGGUCACACUCAGGAAAGUCUGGGAGGGAAUAAUUAUCUCCAGGUCAACAGAACAAGGAGUAUUUUGAACCAUGAACUUCAAGUGUGAUUUAUCAUGGCAGCUUUGUCCUUGGUUAUUCGACCAUAGGGGAGAGUAAAAUUGCUACGUGUCCUCUCUAGUCCCACAUGGCCUCUGACAGGGGCCCUACAAUGUGGACUUUGCGUCAAUACAGAUCCCCCGAAUGCACUCGUUGUGUGAGGAUUGACAGAUCUCCAUGUGUUCAUGGGCAGAUUUUAAUUCAUGUAUGAUAUUUGUAGAUAAAUCCUGAAUUAAAGUAUAUAUUGAGUCAAUUGAUGAAAGGGGUGUGACGUAUGCUUCAUUCUACUUGCUGUUGCUCCUUCUUGGCCUCUUGGCAGUCGGAAGGUCCCAGAGUAUUACCUCUCCGUCUGUUUCUCUCUGAGCCGUCCAGUCGGAGUGGGGCUUUCUCAGUGAACUGUAGGGCCUUCGGGAGUGUAAUGGGACGGAGGCUGAGAGGUGCAAGUGCAUAGUUCACCGGCUGGCAGAGACAGUGUUCGAUAUGCUGCUUUUCAUCGGUCCUGACAUUUGAGUAUGAAUUAGCAACUUAAAUUGAUGCAGUUGCACUUGUUCUGUCUACAGUCUUGGUCAAACUGUAAUACAAAAGAUGUUAUUAAACCUAAAA